AUGAAAUGUAUUCCAAUAUUUUUCUGCCUUUUUGUUUUUUGUUCAGCUGAUCCACAAAUUCUCUAUCUGACCCAAUUCACAAUUGCUAAUGGGCAAAGCACAUUUGCAUAUGAGGUAGGUAGCACCCAAAACUAUUCAAAAAUCAAUCUGAAUUUUAGAAAGGAUCAAAUUUAUAUCUAUCUUCAAGUGACUCUACAGAUGUUCUCAAAAAUAUUAUUCUAACCAUUGAUGGUCAAAUUAUUCCUCUUGAUACACUUCGUGACGUCACGCGCGAUGAUGGUUCCCAACUUCCUCUAAAACUCGGAGAUUCGCUAACUAUCAGCACUACAAAUUCAAAUGACAUCACAAGUAAACUAACUGGGUUUAUCUAUGUUUCGACUGCGAAACAAGCAAAUGAUGAAAAUUUUUCUGUUUAUGUGAUACAAAACAAUAUCAAGAUCAUGAAAACAUCAGGUCAAUCCACAUCGGUCAUUCUUAACACUGCUUAUGGAGUAACUCAACAUUCAAAUACCCCAUUUCGAACAAGUUUAGUGAAGAAAAUCGAACAAGAUCAUUCUGCAAAACUUCGAAUAUAUUCUGAUAUUCCUUAUGAUAACUAUACUUAUGAUGAUACACCUUGGAAAAGUUUAUUUUAUAAUCCAAUUGUUUUUGAAAGUCUUAAUGAAAAUGGGAUUAUGGAAGAUACAGAAAUGUUUUUCAAUAAUAUCGAACACAUUCAAAUGUCCUAUGUAUCUUGGUAUAUUUUGUCUUCUGGAAAUAUUAACGUGAUUAUUGAGAAAUUGUGGAGUGAGUUGAUAGAUUUUCAUUUUAUUCCAAAGUUUUUCUGAUUCCAGUGAACAAUAUUGAAACAACAACAACCAGUCUGAAUACAACUGGAUUGAUUGUGAAUGCAGCAGAUGCUUCAUCAAUCAACAUCACGGUGGAUUUUCUGAACAAUCCAAAUCCACAAACUCUCGGAAUGUUUGUGAAAUGUCAACCAACUGAUAAUAUAGAUUUUAUAUUCUCCAAUAAUGGGCAAGAUGUCCUUCAUGCUCAUUUCAAUACAACUUUUCCUGAAACUGGAAUUUUGGAGUGGAAAGUAGGAAAAGAUGCAACAAAGUUUCAGAUUUUGUCAUCUCAAAUGUUACCUGGAGCGUAUUCGGUUCAAUAUUUUGUUAUAGAUGGGGUUAUUGGAUCUCUAACUACUCAACCAACCGUAAUUCCAACCACAACUGUAACAAAAUCACUUCAAACAUCAGCAUCUGUUACAGCUCUGA
Messenger RNA from Caenorhabditis angaria, 1256 nucleotides. NCBI's taxonomy places the organism in Eukaryota, Metazoa, Nematoda, Chromadorea, Rhabditida, Rhabditidae. The record is from the annotation of a GenBank genome assembly.